This is a messenger RNA of Amoebophrya sp. A25, 894 nucleotides long. The record is from the annotation of a GenBank genome assembly. NCBI's taxonomy places the organism in Eukaryota, Dinophyceae, Syndiniales, Amoebophryaceae.
CAACUACUUUGCGGUGUUCUUAGUGCUCGCCACGCUAUUCAAACAGCGGCUGCGUUCGGUUGAUCGCCGGUUGCGCUCGCAGGUCACGGCGCUUGUGAAGCACUUGCUGGACAGUCUGAACUUUCCAACCGACAUUUUCGGCGCCGCCGGCGGUGUCGGCAGCGUUUCUCCCUCAGCAGGGCGCGCAAGCUCGGCGUCCAUGCCGUCAUCGCACCACUUUCCUUACUACGGUGACGUGUACGAGUUUGGCACUUCGCGAAGAAUCAUGCGACUGCCUGUGGAUCCCCACAGUCACCUAGAUGCUGCCGUACCUCUGGAGGAAGCUGAGGAGGCCAAGAAGGACGCCGAGGAGGCCAAAAUAGCGCUAGCUCGACAGAUCCUCAGUGAUACGUGGACACAGAUCACGCACGUACGCUUUCACGAUGACCGCGCGCGAAGGACGGAAAUUUUCCUUCAAGCACUCACUACUGCCGUGGAGCUGUUGCCGGUAAUCUCAGAAGCUUCUACAAUCAACGCCUCCGUCGCUGAAAAAAUGGCAACCAGUGCGUCAAAUGAUGGCGUGGACGAGAACGGAGAUCCGCAGAGGUCUUCAUUCGGCUCAACUGUAGGUGCCGGUCGUGUAACACGAAAUCGGGCCUCCUUUGCAGUUGGUGGAGGAAACACCCAAACAGCAGUCUCGCAGACUGGAAUAGUUGAUUUACCGAUACUGGGUACGACCGUGCUAACUACUGCACUUGUACCCGAAGUGUCUUCUUCAGUCGGCGCUUCGACCAGUGAUGGAGCACCUCCGUCCACCUCAACAGCUGAUCCAUCUUCAACAGCGGGUGGAAUGCAGGCUAGACCUUUAUGGGCGUUCAAACCUGGAACGCAUGGACGGCGCGAGCUCUUCCUGCC